AUGGUUAAAGCUGCUGUUCUCGGUGCCUCUGGCGGAAUUGGCCAGCCUCUCUCUCUCCUCCUGAAAGCCUCUCCCCUGGUUGAUGAGCUUGCUCUUUACGAUGUCGUCAACACGCCCGGAGUUGCUGCUGACCUCUCUCACAUCUCCUCUGUUGCGAAAAUCUCCGGCUUCUUGCCCAAGGAUGACGGCCUGAAGCAAGCUCUGACCGGAACGGAUGUCGUUGUCAUUCCCGCCGGAAUCCCCCGGAAGCCGGGCAUGACCCGUGAUGACCUUUUCAAGAUCAACGCAGGCAUUGUCCGCGAUUUGGUCAAGGGCAUCGCUGAGUUCGCCCCCAAGGCUUUUAUCCUGAUCAUCUCCAACCCCGUCAACUCUACGGUCCCGAUUGCCGCUGAAGUCCUCAAGGCUGCCGGCGUUUUCGACCCUCAGCGCCUGUUCGGUGUGACUACCCUGGACGUUGUCCGCGCCGAAACUUUCACCCAAGAAUUCUCGGGCCAGAAGAACCCCUCCGCCGUUAAGAUCCCCGUCGUUGGCGGUCACUCUGGCGAGACCAUUGUUCCUCUUUUCAGCAAGACUUCCCCUUCGUUCCAGAUUCCCGCAGACAAGUACGAUGCACUAGUCAACCGCGUCCAAUUCGGUGGUGAUGAGGUUGUCAAGGCAAAGGAUGGCGCAGGAUCCGCCACUCUUUCCAUGGCAUUUGCCGGUUUCAGGUUUGCUGAGAGUGUUAUCAAGGCCUCCAAGGGCGAGAAGGGCAUCGUCGAGCCUACUUUCGUUUACUUGCCCGGCGUGCCUGGCGGCGAAGCUAUUGCUAAGGCAACCGGUGUUGAAUUCUUCUCUACUCAAGUAGAGCUGGGGGCCAAGGGCGCCGAGAAGGCCAUCAACCUCCUCGAUGGCGUGACCGAACAAGAGAAGAAGCUCCUUGCAGCUUGCACGGAGGGCCUGAAGGGCAAUAUUGAAAAGGGCAUCGAAUUCAUUAAGAACCCCCCACCAAAGUAA
This is a messenger RNA of Aspergillus melleus, 993 nucleotides long. Its product is annotated as malate dehydrogenase. The transcript is spliced from 8 exons. Bases 1 to 993 code for a protein of 330 amino acids. Gene Ontology annotation, cellular component: cytoplasm. Gene Ontology annotation, molecular function: L-malate dehydrogenase (NAD+) activity. Gene Ontology annotation, biological process: carboxylic acid metabolic process; tricarboxylic acid cycle. The record is from RefSeq and is a predicted model, not a curated record. NCBI's taxonomy places the organism in Eukaryota, Fungi, Ascomycota, Eurotiomycetes, Eurotiales, Aspergillaceae.